AUGGCUGAUAACCAUGCUUCUAUGUUUUUGUUUACCGUCCAAGGUAUACUAGCAUCAGUAACUUGCUGUUUAUGUUGCUUCAUUUAUGCAUAUUGUUAUAAUAAUAAGUUAUUUAAAAAUGAGAACAUACAUUCAGAGAAUAAAAAUAAAAGAAAUAUUUCAAAAUUAAAAAUAGAUACAGAAGAUGAUUCUACUUAUAAAAAAAGAAAUGUAGAAAAAGAACAUAGAAAUGAUUUUGAUAUAAAAGAUUCAUUAAAUGAAAGGGUAUAUAAAAAUGAAAUAAUAAAAAGUGAGACAAAUGAAAAUAACGUAAUUUCAUUAAAAAGUAAAUUAAAUAAUAAUAAUAAAACUUCAUGGGAAAAUGAAUCUUUAAAAAAUAAUUAUAUAGAAGAGAUAUCAACUUCAGAAAAUAUUUGUAAAAAUAUAGACAGUGGGAAAUUAAUUUGUGAUACAAAAUAUUUGAAUAAUGAAGAAAAUAAUUUUAAUCAAAUAAUUUUAAGUUAUAAAGAUUACGACAAUUUAUCAUCAGAAAGCACAAAAAUUAAAGAAUUUAAUAACACAUAUUUAAAAAAAAAUAUUUCAAAUAAUUUUCAUAUAAAUUAUGACAAAAAUGAAAAUAAAAACAGUAACUCAUUUAUAGGUAAAAAUUACACUUAUGAAGAAGAAAGAAAAAAACAUUUCAAUAUUACUAAUAAAAUUAAUAAAAAUUAUUUAUUUAAUAAAUUGUAUCUAUUUGAUAAUAAUGAAGAAAGAAAUGUAGAUAACUUUCCUAUUGAAGUUAAUACAAACAUGGGAAACUGCCUAAACAUUAAUAAGAACAAUUCUAAUAUUUUAACUAGUGAUAAUAUUUCACAUAUCAAUGAAAUUGAUAAUCAUAUUAUUAGUAACAUUUAUAAUAAUAAUAAUGAUAAGAGAAAUAGAAUAGAAUACAACCCAAAGUUCAAUGUUAUAGAAAAAGAUGAAUUCACCUCCAACAAUUAUGAUAUUAAAAAUAACCUUUAUUUAAGUAAACCUGGAAAUAAUGAAAAAUCUUAUAAUAGAACUUUAAACGAUAAAUUUUAUAUUAAGGAAAAAAAUAAUUUAAGGAAUAAAUGUGAUGAACAAAGUAAUUAUUACAGAAAUGAAUUAAAUAUGAAAAUUAAUGAAGAAAAAUAUAAAGGUAGAAAUUAUUUUAAUUCUACAAAAGAAAUUAAAAAUUAUACUAAUGAAUUCAAAAAUUGUAAAAAAAAAAAUGACGAAAUAAGCUUUAAAGAACAAGGAAAUAUUGAUAAUUUAUCUUCUCCAAAUAAUUCCAAUUAUUUUGGUGACACAAAUAUAUUAACAAAAUAUGAUGAAAAUAUAACUUUUAAAAAUUAUAAAAAAAAAUAUUUGCUUGAUGUAAAUAAACCCAUUAAUAGUAAAAUAAAUAAUAAAAAAAAAGAUAACAUAAGAAAUUCCAUAACUUAUCAAAAUAAACAAAUUGAAAAUAAUAGUGAUCCUUCAAAGUACAAUAUUAAAAGCUCUAAUAUAUUUUUUUCUUCUAAUGAGUCUUCUAAAGAUAAUUCUAAAUUAUGUUAUAUUCAUUCUUUGAAUAAUUAUAAUAACAAAACAAAUCAUAAAAAUUUAAAUUCAAAAGAAGUCGCAAAUAUAAUUAAGGAUAUUGAUAACUCUAAUAAUAAUAAUAAUAAUAGGAGCAACAGUAAUAGUUGUUAUAAUAUAAUUAAAGUUAAACAUCUCAAUACGUGUUCUAAUAUACAUAGUAAUUUUAUUAAUUUCGAUAAAACAAAUAAAGUACAACACAAAUUAAUGUAUAAUUAUAAUGAUAUAAAUUUACUAAAAUCAAAAAGAAAAACUUCUUUACCAUCUUUGAGUAAUUUUAUUAAUGAAGAAAACUGUAUUCCGUUAGGAAAUCUUGAGGUAAUAAAAAAUGAAAACAAUAAAAAUAAUAUGAUUUAUAUAGAUGAGCAAAAAUGUUCUGAUAAGCAUGAUAAUACCAGCUUCCCCUUUGAAUUUGAGAAAAAAGAGAAAUUUAGAAAUAGAACUUCUAAUGAAAGCUCAAUUGAUAAUUUUCCUGAUAUUCAAAAGAAUUUAUUAAGUGACUUAAAUAAAAAAUAUGUUAAUAAUGAUUCAAACAUUAAGAGUAAUUUUAUUUUUCAUUCAGACAGUAGCAGUGAAUGUAUAAAUAAAAAAGUUGUAGAUGAUAAUAUAUAUUUACCUGAUUAUGAUAUAAAAAAAAAGAAAAAUAAUGAAAAGUGCAAAAAUUCAAAUAUAUUUUUUUGUCACAAAAUGAAUUCUAUAAAUGAUUAUAUAACACCAUACAAUUCUAAUUGUGAUUCAUAUAAAAAAUUUGAAGAUAAAUUAAGGAAAAAUCGUGAGUUUAAAGAAAAAGAGUAUUUAAAAAGCAAAGAAAAUAGCGAUUUUCAUUUUUUAACAGAUGAAAAUACUGAUGAAUCUAUGGAAAAAAAAAUUUAUUUUAAUGAAAUUAAUUUGAAAAAUACUAGAAGAGGAAAAUUAUCAUCAUCAAGAAAUAUUAUAACUCUAGAUCAAAAAUUACAUUUUAAAAAAAUUGACAACAAUAUCUCUCUGGACUCAUUAAAUUGCAAUAAAAAAAUAAAUUAUGAAGAAGAUGGAGUAAAUUUAAGAAAAUACAAAGUUACAGAUAACUUGGAAGAAAAUAGAAAAAAUGAAUUAAAUGUGUUAAAUGAAGAUUAUGAAAGUGAUUUAGAAAAAAAAGAAAUAGACGAAUAUAAAAAAAGCACUGAAAUUAAAGAAAUUAUACGUACAUAUUUGCAAAAUUCUAAAAAUGUAUAUAACUUAAAAAAUUCGGACAAUUAUAAAAAAGAUGAUGAACAACAAACGGAAGAAUAUAAUCAAGAUGAAAACACAUUUAUAAAGGAAAAUAAAAAUCAAAAUAAUAAAAAAAGAAAAUCAAAAAAUUAUAUACACAACUUCUCGAAAAUGAAUUUAAAUAACAAUGAAAAAUCAAAAUAUAUUGAAAAUUGUGUAAAUAAUGAAAAAUCAAAAUAUAUUGAAAAUUGUGUAAAUAAUGAAAAAUCAAACUGUAUUGAAAAUUGUGUAAAUAAUGAAAAAUCAAACUAUAUUGAAAAUUGUGUAAACAAUGAACAAAUGAAAAAUCAAAAUUAUUAUGAAGAAAACAAAAAGGAUAAUUCCUUUGAAAAAAAUAUAUCUGAAAAUAAAGAUAUAAUUAAAAUUGAGUAUGAUGAGAAAGAUGAUUCUACAUUUAAAAAUAACAAAAAUAACAAUGGUAAAUAUUUAAAAAAUGAGAAAAAUAAUUCAAAUAUUUUUUUUGUUAAAAAAGAACAAAAAAGAGAUACUAAUAUAUUGUGUGACCAUCUAAGAAGGAGCAACAGGGUAAAAAAUGAAAAAAAUAAAAAGUGGAAUAAAAAAAAUGAAGAUAAUGAAAGAUUUGUCUUUAAAAAAAAUGUUAAAUACAAAUAUAGUAAGAUUAAUGAAAAAGCUAUUAAAAAAGAAGAAAUAUUCCAAAAAAAAAAAAAAAUAUCUAAAACACAACCAGUGGAAUUAAAAAUUUUUAAGGAACAAAUAUUUUUAAAUGAUAAGAAUAAAUUAAAAGAAUUAUGUCAAGAGUUUAAUACAAUAGAUGAAAAUAGAUGUGCUUCGGGAUUUGCAAAUUUUUUAAUGCAACACAUUCAAAAAAAAGAAGAUAUGGAAAAUUUUGAUGAUAUACUAAAUUUUACAUUAAAAUUAAAAAAUUCUUAUGAUAUGAAAACAGUAGAUUUUAUAGAAGCUUUUCUAAUUCUUGAAACAAUUGAUUUAAGUGUUAUAAGAAUGUAUCCAAUUAAAGAAUGGAUAUUAGUAACAUUUCAUUAUUUAAAAGGGAAUUUGACAAAUAAAAAUUUAAAGUUAUUAAUAAAAUCAUUGAAGUUAGAUAAUUUAAUUAUUAGUAAUGUCACAGCGUGUUUUUAUAUGAAUAAAAAACAAAUUAAAAUAACAGAGAAAGAUAUUAGGAGAAUUUUUACCAUAUUGUCAGAUAUAGUAAUAAGAAGAUCGUCAAGAAUUAAAAAAUCUAAAAACUCAAAUUCUAAAAAUAAAUGUAGAGAUAAACAAAAUAAGGAUGAAAUAUUAGGCUCAUGUUGGCAUCCUGUUAAUACAAAUAUUUCUACAUAUAAAAAAUAA
Molecule: messenger RNA, 4134 nt
Organism: Plasmodium gallinaceum
Lineage: Eukaryota; Apicomplexa; Aconoidasida; Haemosporida; Plasmodiidae
Product: conserved Plasmodium protein, unknown function
Exons: 1
Coding region: 1-4134 (1377 amino acids)
Source: RefSeq, a predicted model, not a curated record